AGAGGAGGAGGAGGUGGUGGAGGUGGAGAACGACGGCGACAAGGAAGGGGAAGAGCAAGGGCACGAAGACAGUCAGUCUCGGAUGAAAUUCGAGCCACUUUAGUUGACCAUGUCCUUGUCCAUGGGAUGACUAUGAGGGAGGCUGGGCAACGAGUACAACCAAAUUUGAGUCGCUUCACUGUUGCCUCCAUCAUCAGAACCUUCAGGGAGGAAAACAGGACACAGAGACGACCACCUGGUGGAGGCAGGUUAAGGCUUUUGUCGGAGGAGCAAGAGAGGGAACUUGUAAACAUGGUAAUUGCAAAUAAUGUAAUCCGCCUGCAAGAGAUUCAAAGGAGAGUGAUUGAGGAUGAUCAUCUUUUUCGAGGCAUAAAUGCCAUCAGCCUCUCCACAAUUGACCGCAUCCUCCGAAAGAAUCAAUUCCGGAUGAAACAGGCAUACCGAGUCCCUUUCGAACGAAACUCUGACAGAGUGAAAAACCAACGUGUGGAAUAUGUUCAGAGAAUCUUUGAGAUUGAAGGACGGCCUGUUCCCCAUGAAAUGAUCUUUGUGGAUGAGGCAGGUUUUAACCUGACCAAAAGAAGGAAAAGGGGGAGGAACAUAAUUGGCCAUCGGGCUAUUGUAAAUGUCCCUGGUCAGCGUGGGGGGAAUGUCACUAUGUGCGCAGCCAUCAGCCAACGAGGGGUACUCCACCGCCAUGCCGUACUAGGACCCUAUAACACUAUGCUUCUCCUUGCUUUUGUUGAUGGUUUAAGACAACAUAUGUUCCAGCUGGACUACAGGGAACCAGCACAGCCAGAGCAGCCUCACUACGUUGUUGUGUGGGAUAACGUCAGCUUCCAUCGCGCUGCUCUGGUUCGUGACUGGUUUACCAAUAACCCAAGGUUUUCUAAUAUCUUUCUGCCUGCAUACUCCCCCUUUCUAAACCCGAUAGAGGAGUUAUUUUCGGCAUGGCGGUGGAAAGUGUAUGACCGAGAACCUUAUGUCCGUGUUCACCUCCUUCAGGCCAUGGAAGAGGCCUGCCUAGAGAUAUCAGUAGAUGCAUGCCAGGGGUGGAUCAGGCAUGCAAGAGGAUUUUACCCCCGCUGCCUGGCUGGGGCCAAUAUAGCCUGUGAUGUGGAUGAGAUUCUCUGGCCUGACCCAGACCAAAGACAAGAUGCUGUGGUGGGAUAAUGUUUCUGGUGUGUGUUGUACUGUAUAGUACAUGAAUGACAAUGUGCCACUGUACAUACAUUGGUUGCGUCUUUUGUGUUUAUCAUGUGACAAGGGUUUUGAAGGGGAGAACCAUAAGCAACCUAAUUGUUUUGGAACUAUUGUUUUGAAUUAAUUGUACCAGUGUGCAAAACUCUGUUGUAGUGUGUGUGUUUUUGAGGGCUUGUGUUUGAUGUCUGAGGGCAAAGUUCGGUUUUUCAGCAGGAGUGAAUAGUUUUGGGUGUAGAGCUUCAUUUUGACCUGGAAAUAGGAUGUUUGGGGAAUUGAGUGAGAUGUUAUGGAUUUGUGUUUACUGUUGUGCGGAUAUGAGGCGUAGUUUCAAGAAAUGUGUUUUAGCAAUCGAGAAAAACUGUAAU
Molecule: messenger RNA, 1568 nt
Organism: Oreochromis niloticus (Nile tilapia)
Lineage: Eukaryota; Metazoa; Chordata; Actinopteri; Cichliformes; Cichlidae
Exons: 3
Coding region: 127-1173 (348 amino acids)
Molecular function (GO): nucleic acid binding
Source: RefSeq, a predicted model, not a curated record